UUGAUUAUAGAGUUGUAAAAUUAUAAAGCAAGUUUAAUUUUGAUUUCUAACGGCCUACAGUAAUUUUUAGUGUUCCCAUUAGUAAUUUGAAGUAUUAUGUUAUUUAUAUUGCUAUUAAAACUAUUUUGAGUUUGUGAAAUGGCCAACUCUAAUAUUUUUGCUAUCAGGACUUAUAAGUCCGUAUUAAAUUCAUUUUUUGUAACUUGUGUAUCGAGUUGUUUAGUUUCAUUAUCGACUCUUUUAAAUUUUUCGUUAAAUUUACAUUCAUUUUUAUUUAUACCAGUUGUAUUAGCUGCUGUGUUUGUGUUUGUAAAAGUUACAUUACGCUCUUAUGUCCGUUACAAUGUGCACUACCCAAAUCGCUUUCGCAAAGCCAUCAGAGGUAUUUACAUUCAAACAAUAUCCUGUGCUCUCUUAUGUUCAGCUUGCGCUUGGUGCUUUUCUUGUCUCAAUUCUCUUAAUACCAACAAAAAUCAUUGGUCAUUGAUAAAUGCUGGUUGUGCAGUUGCUGGAGGAAUUUUCCACUAUGAAAGCAUUUACACAGAUCAAGGUAUAUAUUUUCCAAUCAUUCAAACUACCAAGUAUACUAUGUUUAUGUCUAAAGUAUCAGAUAUUGUAAUAAAAUCUUUAAAGAAGUCAUUAAUUUACACUUUUUUUAUAUAUAUUCCGUUGUAUGGAGUCAAUCCUUCUUUAUGUUCAAAAGUUAAUUUUAUAUUACAUUUAUGGUUUUCAAUAUCAUUUAUUUUAUAUUUGUUUUUAUCAAUUGAACAUGUUGUAUAUCUUAAUAUGACUGAGCGAAUUAAAUUUCCAAUAGUAACUUUAACACAAGAGAAUUAUAGUCUACUUGAUGCUUUAAAUUCUAAUAUUAAAAUUAUUAAGUUAUUAGCGUUGUAUGACCUCUACCAAGCAACCAUAAAUGAUAUUUCUAGAAGAAAAGACAUAUUUAGUUUAAGUUUUGCAGGAAAUGUUCCACAAAGUUGGAAAACUAUAUUUAAUUUUUGUGUCAGUCACAUAGAACAUUCCACAGAAGAUUUGACCAAUUUUGUCAAACGUUUACCUCCUAUCACAGUCAAUCGACGAAUUAUAACUAAUGCCAGAUUAAUACAGUUGAAUGGUUGUACAAAAUCAAAUGAAGAAUUAAAUAAUAAACCUAAUAAAUUAACAUUAUUUCUUGAAAAAUCUAUUAUAUAUAAUUAUAUUUUUGGACCAUUAGAAAAAGAGAAAACUAUUGAGGAAUUUGAAGCUGUUGUAUGGUGUUGUUAUAUAUUAUCUAAUUUAGCUGUUGCUUCUUUAAAAGAAGAUGAAUAUGGUAUAGUCCGAGAACAUUUAGGACAAAUUGUUAGUUCAAUAAUAAACUUAAAAAGUCCUUUAGAAAUGCAAAGAAGAGAUUGUGAUGAUAAAAAUAUUAAAAUUAUAGAAUAUUUCAAAAUGCAUGUUAAGACAUGUUCUAUAAUGCUUGCAAUGAACUUUUCUAAGUAUGCCAACGAUAUUGGACUAGACGAUAAUCAACUAUGUAAUUUUAAAAAAUUAAUAGCUUCGAUAAAUGACUGUUAAAAUAUAUUUUAAUAAAAUAAUUGUUCUGUAAAUAUAUCAAUUGUAAGGUACCACUUUAAGUUAAUUUUUUUUUAUAUAUAA
Messenger RNA from Daktulosphaira vitifoliae (grape phylloxera), 1635 nucleotides. RefSeq names its product nucleoporin ndc-1-like. NCBI's taxonomy places the organism in Eukaryota, Metazoa, Arthropoda, Insecta, Hemiptera, Phylloxeridae. The record is from RefSeq and is a predicted model, not a curated record. Gene Ontology annotation, molecular function: protein-macromolecule adaptor activity. Gene Ontology annotation, cellular component: nuclear pore transmembrane ring. The coding region runs from base 139 to 1554 and encodes 471 amino acids. Gene Ontology annotation, biological process: nuclear pore organization. The transcript has a single exon.